AUGGUCCAAUCUCUCUGUUUGCCUCCUGGCUUCAGAUUCCACCCAACAGACGAAGAGAUCAUAACUCACUAUCUCUUUGAAAAGAUCACUGAUCAGAACUUCAAAUCUAUAGCCCUGGGUGAAGCAAGCUUCAACGAUUGCGAGCCUUGGGAUCUUCCUGGUAAAGCGAAGAUGGGAGAGAAGGAAUGGUACUUCUUUUGCCAAAAAGAUAAAAAAUAUCCAACGGGCAUGAGAACUAAUAGGGCAACAGCAACAGGGUACUGGAAAGCUACAGGAAAGGACAAGAAGAUCUUUAAGGGGAAGGGAGUCCUCGUUGGGAUGAAGAAGACUUUAGUUUUCUACAGAGGAAGAUCUCUGAAAGGGCUGAAGACCAAUUGGGUCAUGCAUGAGUACAGACUUGAAGGAACAUUGCACCAAUACUAUAAUCUCCCUUCUCGCAAGGAUGAAUGGGUGGUUUGCAAGGUGUACUAUAAGAAAGGUUCAGAGAUACGAGCCACAGCACAAUCAGAAGAAAGAAUGAACCCUUCUUCUUUCGUGGAUGAUGACCUUUCAGUUGAGCUAAAUUAUUUGCCUCAGCUUACCGAUUCACUUUACAUCAACAUUUCCAGCAGCAAAUUCAUGAAGGAAACAAACGAAACAGGAAAUGAAAUGAAUCGGGCCAUGCAGUUCGAAUUGAUGCCGCCGGAUCAGCCAGCUGUGACGAGUCAUUUUCCUCAGGAUACAGGAAUGUGUUAUAUUGGCAGCUUUCAGGCACGAGAUCAAGACCCUUUUGCAUACGUGCAAUCUGCUGACUUUGAUGGCUUCUGGAAUCGUGAUUUGUAUUGA
This is a messenger RNA of Phalaenopsis equestris, 825 nucleotides long. Its product is annotated as NAC domain-containing protein 92-like. Gene Ontology annotation, molecular function: DNA binding. Gene Ontology annotation, biological process: regulation of DNA-templated transcription. The transcript is spliced from 3 exons. The coding region runs from base 1 to 825 and encodes 274 amino acids. NCBI's taxonomy places the organism in Eukaryota, Viridiplantae, Streptophyta, Magnoliopsida, Asparagales, Orchidaceae. The record is from RefSeq and is a predicted model, not a curated record.